This is a messenger RNA of Stegastes partitus (bicolor damselfish), 993 nucleotides long. RefSeq names its product glutamine amidotransferase class 1 domain containing 1 (gene gatd1). Gene Ontology annotation, cellular component: cytoplasm. The record is from RefSeq and is a predicted model, not a curated record. Gene Ontology annotation, molecular function: glyoxalase III activity. The transcript has 7 exons. NCBI's taxonomy places the organism in Eukaryota, Metazoa, Chordata, Actinopteri, Pomacentridae. Bases 111 to 752 code for a protein of 213 amino acids.
GACCUGGGCGGAGGUUGUUGUCAGCUGACAGGACUUCUUCCUUUCGUAUUUCUUUUGCAUCGUUUCUCCCACAAACAUUUCCUAAAUAAUUUCAAGCACACGUUAAUGAAAUGUCUGCGAAACCAACCUGUUUAAUAGUGGCGAGUGCUUCUCCUCAAGGGGUGUCAGCAAAAUCUUUCCAUCAGUGCUUCAAUCUCUGCAGCUCAGCGUUUAACCUCCAGACAGCCACACCUGGGGGGAAGCCAAUAGACUUUAUUGGAGUCGACGAAAGCACAGCAAGAUGGGUGCAGGACUUCAAUGUGAAACCCUACGCAACACCAGCCAAACUUGAAUCUAUAGAUGGUGCCCGAUACCAGGCGCUGCUCAUCCCGGACUGCCCUGGAGCGCUGAACGACCUGGCACACAGCGGCUCUCUGCACCGCAUUCUCACGCAAUUCAUCUCGCAACAAAAGCCUGUGUGUGCAGUGGGACAGGGAGUGUCAGCGCUGUGUUGUGCCACUGAAGGACAGAGAUGGAUUUUCAGUGGCUACAGCUUAACAGGGCCAUCAGUGUUUGAACUGGUGCGGAGACCUGACUUUGCCAACCUGCCCUUGAUUGUAGAAGACUUUGUAAAAGACAGCGGUGGAUCAUACACCGCAAGUCAAGAAGACGCCCUGCACAUAGUCGUAGACAGACAUCUAAUAACUGGACAGAAUAUGCAGUCGACCUCACUUGCUGUAAAUAAUCUAAUCCUGCUCUGUACUGCCAAAUAAAAAUAACAGGUAAAAACGACACCCGGAGCACUCAAUUUCAACAGCUUGGUUGUCCCACAUUUAUAUUCAUGUAAGUAAACAAACACUUAUCUUGAACAAACAUUGGAAGAUGCUGGGUCAGAGCAGAUGUUUGGCAAAACUGCAAAUACAACUUCAUUACUUGUCAAUGUUGUUAUUAUAAAACUAAGAAAAGCCACACAAUUUAAUGUCUUGAUUUGAAUAUUAAAAAAAAAUGAGCAAA